AUGCUCUUUCGAUUCGCCUGUGCGACUGCGCUGGCUGCGCUGAGUGCGGCGAGGAGUAUCACCAAUGAAGAGCGACAAUCGUCAGGGCAACAGGCCUUGCAGCAAAUCGUACAAACGUACACCACCAACAUCCGAGCAACGCUAGGCGGACAGUGCAACGAGGGCAACAUCAGGAUCCGGCGAGAAUGGGGCGACCUCUCCCCCAACGACCGAAGACGCUACAUCGCGGCCGCGAAAUGCCUCGCACAGCGACCUCCACAGACAUCCACUUCAUACGCCCCUGGUGUAAGAAAUCGCCAUGACGAUUUUGAUGUCACCCACAUCACGCGGUGGAAAGACGUGCACAAUUCUCCGCUGCUACUGCAUUGGCAUCGCGAAUUUCUGUACCAGAUGGAGGAUGCGUUGAUUGGGGAGUGUGGGUGGACGGAAGGAAUCCCCUACUGGUCCCACGCGAAAUACGCACACCUCCCGCCCUCCCAAAACCCCCUCUUCGACGGCACCGACACCUCCCUCUCCGGCAACGGCACGCCCCACCGCGUCGCCAACGGCACCGUCGUCGACGACGACUGCAACUGCAUCACGAGCGGCCCCUUCGCGGACUGGGUCGUCAAUAUCGGCCCCUUGAACGCCCUUUGUCAGAAUAAUCCUGACGCGAAUGGGUUGGGGUAUAAUCCGAGAUGUAUUACGAGGAAGUUUAAUACGGGGGUGUUGGGGGAUAUGAGCUAUGAUGUGAUUGUGAGGACUAUCACUCAAUUCACCGAUAUCACAAGCCUAGGCGUCCACAUCGAAUCCUCGCCCGAAGGCAUCCACCCGAACGGACACACCAUGAUCGGCGGCAUGCAAACCGACAUCCCCGGCUCGUCCUCCGACCACGCCUUCUAUUGCCAUCACGCCGGGUUGGAUUUCUAUUUCAGCCUUUGGCAGGGACUGGAUUUGAGGGGACGGACAGAGGGCGUGCCGAAUACGGAGGCUUAUAGGGGGUAUAGGCAGGGGAGGGGGUGGGACAUGGUUCCACAACCCACACUAGACACGGAGCUGGAUUUCUCGCCUUCGUUCCGGAGCGUGCGGUUGGGGGAUACGGUUAGUACGACGGGGGGACGGUAUUGUUAUAUUUAUCAAUAA
Molecule: messenger RNA, 1122 nt
Organism: Zasmidium cellare ATCC 36951
Lineage: Eukaryota; Fungi; Ascomycota; Dothideomycetes; Mycosphaerellales; Mycosphaerellaceae
Exons: 5
Coding region: 1-1122 (373 amino acids)
Molecular function (GO): oxidoreductase activity
Source: RefSeq, a predicted model, not a curated record